AUGGCCAAUGUCCAGGACCGUGGGCCUCCGUCCGCCGCGGCCAUCGCUAUUGGUACGGCCAUUGUCGCGGGCAUUACUGGCUACUUUCUUGGCACCGCCAGGUCCAUCGGCGUCUUUGGUGGGCCUCCUCCGUCCGCGCAGCAGCAGGUCGACGACCAUUCCGACGACGAUGACGGUGGCGACGGCAGCGAUGCAGCUUCUGAAACGCACACCGAUGAUCUCGGCGAGUUGAAGACGUUCCCCGGCAGCACAGAGGAAUGCAAGCUGGUGCUCGCCGUCAGGACAGACUUGGGCAUGACCAAAGGUAAAAUGUGUGCGCAGUGCGGCCACGCCACCCUGGCCUGCUACAAGUCUUUGCUUCGCGCAGAUCCAGCUCAUCCUCUCUUACAACAAUGGGAGACAUUGGGCCAGGCCAAAGUAGCGCUCAAGGUCGAUAGUGAGGACGCUAUGCUGAUGCUGCAGGCGCAAGCCGUCAGUCUUGGCGUAUGCGCCCAAGUCAUCCACGAUGCCGGCCGCACACAGAUUGCAAGCGGCUCAGCGACCGUGCUUGGAAUCGGCCCAGCACCCAAGAGCGUUAUCGACCAGAUCACGGGACAUCUCAAGCUGCUUUGA
This is a messenger RNA of Ramularia collo-cygni, 612 nucleotides long. Its product is annotated as related to mitochondrial peptidyl-tRNA hydrolase Pth2. Gene Ontology annotation, cellular component: mitochondrion; cytosol. NCBI's taxonomy places the organism in Eukaryota, Fungi, Ascomycota, Dothideomycetes, Mycosphaerellales, Mycosphaerellaceae. The record is from RefSeq and is a predicted model, not a curated record. Bases 1 to 612 code for a protein of 203 amino acids. Gene Ontology annotation, molecular function: peptidyl-tRNA hydrolase activity. The transcript is spliced from 3 exons.